CUCAUAAAUAAAAUGGCCGCUGCCGUACAAAGAUAAAUAUUUAACCAAACAUUUGCAGCUGAAACUCUUGCAUUACGAAAAGAACAAUGAAUCAGCAAGGUGUCCUGCACUGUGAAGUUUGUGAUGCAGAGCUUCCAAACUUCAACUCGAUGCGAUGGCAUAUUCAGGGCAAGCGUCAUCAGAAGGCCCUUCAGCACUGGAGUAAUAAAAGGGAAGGUGCCAAACUUAGCGUCUUUGUGCGCAAUUUCCCCCGGGGUACCACCGAGACCGAGCUCUGGCAAUACUUUGCACAGUUUGGAAGAGUCACCAAGGUUACCAUUGUUAAGCCCCAGAAUAUGUUUUGCAUAAUAGAGUUCUCUAAUGCUGAUACUGUGGAUUAUGUUUUAAACACAACAAAUCACAGACUGAACAGCCAGAACCUGAUAGUUAAACCCAGAGAAAUACAGGUCCCAGGUGGUCCACCCGUAAACCAGCAUCAAUAUGGCUACCAGCAGUUUCAGAGGGGUGGAGAACUCGGUAGUGGACAUAGAGGUGGUCGUGAUGGUGGUGGUGGUAGAGGUGGUGGUGGUGGGAUGCUGGCAGCAGGCGGAUAUAUAAGCCAAGGGGGGAUGGGGCGGGGGAUGGGGCCAGGCCCGUCAGGACCCUCCAGCCAGAUGGACCCUUACUGGGCCAGCCAAUCAGAGCAUGCCAAGAAAAAAGUGAAUGUUGAAGAUCAGAUCGAUCAGUACUACCACGAAGAACUCAUUGAGAAGCUGGUGCAGGUCAAAGGGGUUCAGAACCAGCUGGAGUGGCUGUGUCAGAAUCUCCAGGUGACUGCAGAGGAGGCCCAGACCAAGUUCUCCCUCUGUGAGAAACUCCAGACAGAGCUUGCCAAGUUCUUCCCAGGCUGUACAGUGAACCAGUUUGGGUCGUCAGUGAAUGGUUUUGGACUGAGUGGGUGCGAUAUGGACAUCUUCCUGGAUCUGUCCACCAUGCACAGUCGUACAUGGGAAACGCAGCCAAUAAAGCUGCCAUUUGUGAGAGACUUCAAGUUCCUAAAGGAUAAGGAAUGGGGCCCACUGAUCCCUGCGGACCUUUCCCGUAUGGGGCUACAGGACCAGUGUAAGCUUAUGUGUCGCAUCCUCACGGAGCAUCUACCUGGCAUCCAGGACCCCCAGGUUAUACCCAGUAACAGGUGUCCCAUUGUACGCUUCAAGUAUGGAGAUAACAUCAAGUGUGAUCUCUCACUUAACAACAAACUUGCGCUGCAGAACACCAAGUUACUCUACCUGUAUAGUGUACUGAACAGUAGAGUCCGACUACUGGUGUAUGCUAUACGCUAUUGGGGAAAGGUGAAGCUUGUUUCUGGGAACAACAAGGCGAGCACAAAGCUGUCCAACUACGCCCUCACUCUGAUGGUGCUCAACUACCUACAGAACACUGACCCGCCAGUACUUCCAACCAUUGAGAAACUCUCACAGCUACAUGGUCCGACUGGUCGCACCAAGAUAGAGGGCUGGGACUGUACAUUUGCCAUGGACUGGCAGAUCAUUCCACAGUCUACCAACAACCAGUCAGCAGCGGAGCUUCUGUCUGGGUUUUUCUCAUACUGGAGUGCGUUCAACUUUGUGGAGAACAUCCUCCAAACUCGGACAGCGACAGAGAUGUCCUUCAUCUCGUUCUUUGACAAGGACAACAUGGAGGAUGGCAGGCUACGAUCUUUUAAGGCUUCAGCUAUCAAUGUCCAGGAUCCAUUUGUGUUGAACCACAAUAUCACCCAGAAUGUAAAUGAGAAAAGCAGGGAUCAGAUUGUGCGGGAGUUUCGUAUUGCCGCCAUCAAAACCUCUGUCUGGGGAAAUGAAGGCUUUUCCAUGACUGAACCAUCAGGGGGUGGAGACCUGAUUCACCUGCUCAACAGUGAAGUGCCAGAGAUCAUCCAACAGGAAGACCAGGAGAAGCAGGAAGCGAUCAUGCAGAAAGGUCGCAUGCCAUCAAGAGACAAGGGAGACUAUGAGUUUGAGAUUGAGAUGAAGCCGACCAUGAUAACGCCCAAGUUUCUGAAGAUGUUGCAGAAGGGUGACUCUGGCAAUGUGAGGGUGGAGUGGUGUAAGCGGGUGUGUGCCUUUGUGCUCCGGGUCCUCAAGGAGACCCUGAUGCUGAUAGUUGAGGAGCUGCCGGAGGCUACAGAGGAGAUGAGGGAGAAACUGCGAGAGGAGGACGUCAAGAUGAGAGUUGCUGAGCAGCACAACAAACAAGUCAGAGAGAGACGCAAGGCAAGACGUGAAGAAAAACGUAAAGAAAUAAAGGAGAAACUUGAAGCAGAGAGGAAAGCCAUCGAGGAAGAGCAAGCUAGAGCCCUUGAAGAGAAACAGGAGCAAGCAGCUGAAGGGGAGGUAGGGCAGGGGCAUGAGAUAGACACCCAGGGGGAGGAGGGAGCCCAGAGUCAGGAUUGGGUAGAUACAGGAGCCCAGGGAGAGGAGGUUGAAGAGGAAACAGGAUGGGGACAAGAGAUGGAGCAGCCAGGACCCAGUCAGGGCAUAGUGCCAAACAGGUUGAUGAGUCUGGCAAUGGGUGGUGAACAAGGAAACCAGCUUGGACAAAAGAGGUCCGCUUCAACCAGCAUCUUUGACCUAAAUGUACCGGUGCCAGAGCGCUUUAAGUCCAAGCGCUUCAAGAACCUUGAGAUGGAGGUAAACAGGCUUCUGGAUGACUCAGAUGACGGCGAAGAGCUUAUUGAAUAUAAGAAGGAUGAGCCAGAACUGCGCUACAAACGGCCAUGUGACUCUGAGGUGGAUAAACAGUUCUUCAUGAGGGCCUGGUGCAUGACCUGGGCACGAAGGAAGAAGGUGAAGAACUACCUUGUGAACCAGGAGGGCCGGACAGAGGAGGGCAUGCUGAUUGAGAAGCUUAUCUCAGAGGCCAUCUACCAGAAUGAUGGGGCCCCACUCAGGAAACCUGUGGUGGGAUUCUACUGCUACAUGUGGUCCGUCAUGGAGGGAAAUGACACCAAGGUUUGUGUGCAGAUGGACUGUAAGGAGGGCAUACGGGACUUCAACACAUUCUUCCAGUUCUCCAAGAUGUACAUUCUCAAACUGCUGGACAAACACCUCCCAGAGUUCCACGGCAAGAUCUAAUUGGGCCAUGUACACUCCUUUGAACCUAGCUGUGGAAAAGCAUACACAGUCAUUGGGAUACAAGUCAUUGUGACAAAAACCCGUUAGCUUCGAUAGAAAUAUGAGCUUAAUUUUUUUAAACCUGAAAAGGUGUUCUAUAAACUAGUUUGAUGAUUGCUAUUGUAUAAACAUUUGUUUUGUAUGUUAGAGAUUAAUUUCAACAACAAAAAUUCUGGCAGACCUGGCCAUUGAACAUCAGUAACUUACAGUAAUCUGUGGCAGGGCUUUUUCUAUAGUACCCACGGGUCCGACUAUCGGACCCAUUCCCAAAGCAAAAUAUAAGAUAUUUUUCCCAAUUUUCAUAAAAAAAUCCCAAUCAAAUUUUUUAUUUUUUUUAGAAAGUCUUUUUACAUGUACUGGAUCAUUUUCAACAUCAUAUCAAUUAUGUGAUGUUAAGUUUUUUUGAUAAUUGAAUUCGGAAAUCAUUGAUUUUCAUCACAUUUAGAUAUCUGUAUGAAAUAUUAUCUGUCAUGAUCGAUUUAUUGCAAUAGAUAUUUACACCCAAGGAUUGAUAUUUCAGCAAAUUUGGGUCUUUUAAAGGGAAAUAAACUAAUAUAAAACCAUUUCCUAAUUCGCUGGAGACUAGACAGCUUUUUCUUUUAACUGUAAAAUUUCCCAAUUUCGGCAUUUUCACGACGCAAAAUUUCCCAAAAUGUCUAGGGUCUUUUUCCCAAAUUGGGCAAAAAAGCCCUGUGUGGUAAAAUAUGGCUUUGAAUAACUCUGACAUGUUGAAUGUUUGUUGUUUUGCAAUUUGUACCUUGCUGUUUUUCAGGAUAUGAUCAUGGUAUUGUCACUUUUGCUUAAAACAGCUGUAACAUGUUUUGUUUAUCACAAUUUUGUAACUUUUGCUUUGUGUUUUUAAAGUAAAAAGAAGAAAAAGUUGAGGACUUUCCAAACUAUGGCUUGAAACAGUAGUAAUAUGUUGUUUUGUUAAUUUUGUAAUUAUUGUCUGGUCUGCUUUUCAGACAAAAAAACAAGGUAUGCCAUGGCCUUGGUGGUGUCAUGGCUUGGUGUUGUCAGCAUGCAAAAACUUUUAACCUUUGCCAUAUUUUCCAGAAAAUGUUAGGUAAAAACAAAAAAGAUAUUCAAAUAAAACUUGGAACACAUGUUGCAAAAACAAUACUAAAUGUUAUACCCCUUGUAUGACAGAAGAAAAAUAUAUGAGCAUGGGGUUUGCUUCCCAGUGCUCUUGUUUCUUUCUCUAAUAAGCUGAAUACUAUUUUGGCUUCUGUUUUGAUCUAUUUUCUAGAAUGAAUCACUGUUAAAACAUGUUGUGUAUUGAAUCAAAAGUUCAAUGAAGCUGUUGACCAAUAACCAGUUCACAAUCAUUCUGUUUGUUAAGAAAGUACAGUAUUAGUGUUGUUCAUUGCUUCUGCUACAUAAAAUACAAGCAAAACCAA
This is a messenger RNA of Mya arenaria, 4552 nucleotides long. Its product is annotated as speckle targeted PIP5K1A-regulated poly(A) polymerase-like. The record is from RefSeq and is a predicted model, not a curated record. NCBI's taxonomy places the organism in Eukaryota, Metazoa, Mollusca, Bivalvia, Myida, Myidae. The transcript is spliced from 22 exons. Gene Ontology annotation, cellular component: mitochondrion. Gene Ontology annotation, molecular function: poly(A) RNA polymerase activity; RNA binding. The coding region runs from base 87 to 3113 and encodes 1008 amino acids.